Vavraia culicis subsp. floridensis is the source of this 1912-nucleotide messenger RNA. RefSeq lists its product as uncharacterized. The record is from RefSeq and is a predicted model, not a curated record. NCBI's taxonomy places the organism in Eukaryota, Fungi, Microsporidia, Pleistophoridae. Bases 1 to 1584 code for a protein of 527 amino acids. The transcript has a single exon. Gene Ontology annotation, cellular component: Golgi apparatus. Gene Ontology annotation, molecular function: GDP-mannose transmembrane transporter activity; antiporter activity.
AUGUCCGGGCCAAUCAGCGCCGAAACACAGGACGUGUCGGAUUAUAAAAGCUGCACAUCACAGCUCUGUAUGACAACAGUGCACAAAUUUGCAUUCAUACCGCUGUACCUCUUCUCAUCCCUCGUGUCCACGCUUCUCAACAAGCACAUCACCACAACCUUGGAGUUCCAUCCCACGUUUCUUCUUCUGCUGAUGCAGUCGGUGAUAAUCGUUGCCCUUCUGAUGCUCCUCAAGACCAUCAAUGUGUGCACAUUUGUCCUGGAACUGCGUCACAUGUUCUACUGGAUACCCUCGGCUGUCUCGAUGGUGCUCAUGAUAUUUUCGGGAUUGCGUGCGCUCUCGCAUCUCUCCAUCUCGAUGUUUACCCUGUUCAAGAACUACUCGGUGAUUGUGAUCGCUGUUCUUGAGCUGCUGCUCCUUGGCAGGACCAUCUCACGGCUCUCCGUUCUGUGCUUCGCGAUGAUGAUCGUGAGCGGAAUGCUUGUGGAUUACAGCGAGACAAGGGUUGAUCGUGUGGGGUACGCCUGGAUAUGCACCAACGUUGUGGCAAGCGCGGUGUACGUGAUUGUCCUGCGGAUGACCAUCGUUCAUCAUAUCCGUGCGAGACAGAGAGAGGCAGAGAAAAAUACGCGCCGUGGAGACAAGAAGGAUGCCGUGGCGCACAGUCCGCACGACCAUGGCAGAAAAUGCUAUGUGGACGAUGAAGGCAUCGCCGCGACAGAUCGGGCUGGCAAGGAACUCCUGAGAAGGAUGUUGCGUGUCGUGACCAGCGACGAGACAGGUGAUGCUAUGCAUCCCGAUACACGUGAAAUGCCAAGCGGUGCGGUAUGCACAACUCGCAACGGUGGCACAUGCACAGCGCCCGUGAUCGUAUUUUGUAACGAGGCGGCCAGGAAGGUAAGGAACAACAGAAUAGGCGAUUAUGUGCGGAUGUUCGAGGGGCUCGAUGGCAGCCAAUCAGAGCACACGUCUCCAGAUGGUGGUGCCGGCAAGAAUGCACAGGCCGUAGAUGCGCACGGCAACAGAGAAACGAAGAAAAGGGACUUUACACCAAGAAAAAAGGGCAAGCAGAACCAGCCAAACGACUUUGAAAGCCUUAUGUAUUCGCAGAUCCUCUCUAUUCCCUUCCUCUUUCUGCUCUCCCUCCUCUUCGAUAACUAUGCAUCGAUUUCAUCCUUUAAGCGUGUUCUCGAGAAUGACGUUCUUUCCUCGCCGGACUACAUGGACACGCUCCUUCUGAACAUGGAGAAGGUGACCGACCUAGCAGUCGUGCACAACAUUCUCAUCAUUAAGGCAUUCAUCGGCGAUCUCCUCGAGCUGAGCGGCUCGGCGUACUUCGAUGACAGGGUUUUUCUCUUUAUUGCAUUGUCAGGGCUAUCUGUGUUCUUUGUCGCCCUGUCGACCGUUUGGUGCCUGCGCUCUCUUUCAUCCACCACGCUGAGCAUGAUGGGAGCCACCAACAAAAUCGUUGUUGGCAUGUCGGGAGUUUUCCUGGGAGAGCGAAUCGGGGUGCUGAAGGCGAUGAGCAUCGUUGUGGGUGGGAUGGCAAGCAUUUUGUACGUAGAGACCAUCAGAAAGGAAUGACCAGUGGCAGAAUGCCUGGUUAUGCAUUUUUAUUUUUUUAAAUAGAGCAGAGCAUAGCAUUGUUGGUUAAAUCGGGGAGAGGAAGGCUGUGAACAGUUGAUGCGGAAGCGGUAUGCCAAUCCAUGACCGGUACAAGUACCGAAGUGUAUGAAGGACUGCGUCUCUGUGAUUUACCGAGUGAGGUAUUAUUACAGGUUAGCAUGGCUAUUUUAGCGUAUGCCGUGCACACAUCACAGCUUUGAGGUGAACAGUGGAGUAGAAAGACGGACGAAACACGAAGAAAUGCCUGCUUUCAUGUAAUGCGAAAGCGUAAUGGCUGGUACUACCG